AUUAUUAUUUUAAUAAUAUUAAUUAAAUCAUCGUACGGUCCAUGGUGAUGGGGCCCUACGCAAUGGACAGUGUUGGGAGAAACAUUUUUUUGAGUGCUAUUUUUUUGGUGUCAGUGCAUUGUGUUUCAUCUUUUGAAAAUCCGCUAAAGGACCCAGGAGUUUGUGGUCGGCCACAAUGCACAGGGAAUGAGAAGUUUAAAUACGGGCCGGGAGUUCGGCAGGACUACAUGUACAGCGUGGAGGUGCGAUCUCUGUUCAACGGGACUAGCAGGAACGAAUCGAACUUGUACGUGGAGGGGAUUGUGAAUUUGGCUUUCAUAACACCUUGUGACGGAAUUUUGACCCUGUCUGAUGUUAAAUUAAGCGAAUACAUCCCGAGAGAUGGCCAUGAAAGUUCGGAGCAUGCUAACAGCGAGCAUUUCUCGAAAGAGAUUACCGAAAAUACGUUGCGAUUCUCCUUUAAUGACGGUAUUAUUUCUGAGCUAUGCCCGUCGGACGACGAGAAGGGUUGGGUUUUAAAUUUCAAAAGAGGCAUUUUAUCCAUGCUGCAAAACAGCAUGGCCAGAUUUGAUGUUGAUCACGAUGGCGAUGAAGAGGACGUGCGAGGCAAAUGUUUCACUAAGUAUGCCGUUAUUGGGGCAAAAGAAACUAGCUUACUCAUAGAAAAAACGAAAGAUUUAAACUCCUGUCAGACAAGUGGUAAAUUACAUUCAGCCGUACAAUCUGUUCCCUAUAGCUCUCAGCCGAGACUGGAUGAAAAUAACAUUUUGAAGUCUUGGGGCAGAUGUGAGAUGUCGAUUGAUCAAAACAUCUACAAUAGUAUCGUGUGUGAGGAGAGGCACGUUCUUCGUCCUCUGUCGAACAAAGAGGCCGGGGCUACGAGCGUAAUUACCCAAAAUUUAACGUUAAUCAAUGUAACACCUGCACCCGAAGAGACCGAACAGCCGGAAAUAACGAAGCGGACAAAUCUUCAUUUCGACCAUUCGCUAACGGAAAAAGUGACAAACGCGAAGCUAAAGGAGUCCAGGGACUUAAUAAAGAAAUUGUGUCAACAAGAUCACGACGAUAUUCAAUUUCAAAUGUCGGAUCUUUUUAGCAAAUUUAUACGCACUUCCAGAGUGUUAUCCUUUCCAGCUAUCAAGUCGCUUCAUGGACAUGCCGCCAGGAUUUGCAGCACUGGUUUAAAAAUCUUUAUCGACGGCCUUCCUUACAUCGGAACACCGGCCUCUGUGCGCCUAAUGAAGGAAAUCAUGCUGAAAGAAAGCCUCACGAUCCCCGAAAGCACAAAAAAAGAGUGGAUAUCAUCCAUUGCUUUUACCACGAAACCUGACAAAAACAUGAUGGAAAUAACCGCUGGAUUAUUGCUAGGCGAAAAAUCAUUUAGCCAUGAUUUAGCGUUAAGUAUUUCCACGCUUACCCACACAUACUGCAAACUGCUCGACGAUUGUGCUGAUGAUGAUAGCGUUCAAGCUAUUGUGCAAUAUUUGGAAGACAAAAUUCGACAAUUCUAUUACGAUCCUGAGAAUAACGAUAGAGAAAUACAGGAAAGUUUGAUAAUCGCCUUGAAAUCCUUAUCAAACAUCGGCAUAGUGACCACAAACUUUGAAGAAGAGUUAUACCAUAUAAUAGAAAAUAAAAAUAUCCACAUGGAAGUGAGACUUGAGGCUGUAUACGCAUUUAGAAGAAUGCCCUGUGAGAAUAACAGGGAUUACUUUGAGGAUAUCUAUAUGGAUCAGGAUCGAGAUGUGGAAAUAAGAAUAAGUUCCUACCUACAGCUGAUGAAGUGCCCGAAUUAUUUAAACAUUAGGAAUGUUAAAAAUACCAUGUUAAAUGAAGAGGUGAACCAGGUUGGUUCUUUCGUUUGGACGCAUUUAAACAACCUAUUGAAGUCCGCCAUACCAUCCAGAGUUGAAGUGCAGAGUAUAUUGACUGAAAAGGACUUGAUAAGGAAGUUUGACACUGAUGUCAGGAAAUUUUCGUAUAAUAGAGAGGGGUCAUUGUAUUUCGAUCAGUUUAGAGCAGGUGGAAGCUACGAGAACAAUGUAAUUUUUUCUCCGGAUUCGUACGUGCCAAGAUCGGGGAUGCUUAAUCUGACAGUAAAUGUGUUCGGGGAGUCAAUUAACUUUUUAGAGAUUAACGCAAGAGCGGAGGGCUUCGAGCAAUAUUUGGAAUCGUUAUUCGGGCCGAAAGGUUCAUCGUAUAAUAUAACCGAUAAAUUGCCAUUUCGUAAAAUGAGAUGGACUAGAGGCAUAGACGAUGAUAAGGCGUUAAUUGGGGAUGUGGAGGGCAUUCCUAAUAUAAAGAAAGAUUUUAAUGAAAAUCCAAAAGUGUCCCUCGGAUUUAAAAUAUUCGGCAAUGAGUUAAAGUAUAAUACCUUAAGCGGCAUGAAGGAAAUUAAGGACGCCCUAGGAAAACUUAAUCCUGUCCAACAUAUUAAAGAAAUCCUCUCGGGAAAGGAAAUCGUAUACAAUAAGGCCCUAAUGUUCCUGGAUAGCAGCUAUAAUGUAGCAUCGGGAGCGGGGCUACCGAUCGCGCUCAACGCUGUAGGUACAGCCUCGGUCGACAUUAAACUCCAAGGCUCCUUAACCGGCAACUAUCUUAAAAACAAAGAGCUCGAUAUCACCGUCAACAUCAAACCGAGCGUUUCUUUGGAUAUAUCUGGCGAAAUGUCGGUUAAUGCUUUCUACGCCAGCACGGGAAUUAAGCUUAAAACAAAUGUAUACACAGCCAGCUCUGUUCAAACACACGCGAAAAUACGGGGAUCACAGUUAGUCAGCAUUAAAACCACUCUACCUAGGCAAAAUACUGAACUAAUUGGAGUCAGGUCUGAGUUGAUAGUGAAGCAGAAUGAUGUGGAUGUCCCUCAGAGUGGUUUGUUUAAAAACCGUGUAUCUGAAUCAAUAUGUUAUUGGGCAGUUGUAGACAAGGCAGUGGGUCUUAAGCCUUGUGGAGACUAUCAUUUCACGAACGUGACUGAAAUCGACAAUGUACCUUAUUUCCUUUUGGCCGGCCCAGCUGGCUUCAGAUGGUAUCUGAACAAAUCUGAUCCGACCGCUAAAAUAUACUUAUUCGAGUACAAAAAGACAAUGGAGAAAUAUGUUAGCUCGUAUUCGUUAAUAUUUGACACACCUGGGUCUCAGUUGAAGCGGCUGCUUACGGCCAAUUUGACGAUAGAUUCGAAAAAACAGAACGUUACAGUGGUUAUUAGGUCAUCGGAUGGGGCUUUGUCUGCGAGGGUCAAGUUUAAGAACACCGAUGCCGAAAAAAUAGUAGAGCUCACUUUAGACGUGAAUAACCAAAAGCAUUUUAAUGCGUUGCUCGCUUUGACCAAAGACGAAAUAAAUAACGGAUUUAUCUUUAAACCGAGGGCUUACUUGGGAGUCAAUAGUGAACGGGUUAUGGAACUCCAAGGCCAAAUAAAGCAGGUGAGCAAACUUGGUACGUCGCACUACAACGUGGACUUGAAAUUCCUCACAAAACGGCUAACAUCAAAGUUAUUCGGUUACAUAACGAAAAAAGAUAACUCUCUGGCGACCGACUUAAAAUGGGACUACAAAUUUCAAAAUACCAAGGAGCACAGGGUCUCUCUAAGAUUCGGUUUCGCCAACAGGUCAAAGAAAAACAUGGUCGUCAUAAAGGGAGAAUGCAACUUAAACAGCACUGCCUAUCCUAAUUUUAACUUCAACUCCCUUUUAGCUUUAUACCAAACGGAUAAUCACGUAGAAUUAAACGUGACCUUGGAUCAGAAUCCAUUGACGGAGAGCCAUCCGGACGCGGCAAAACAAACUUUAAAAUUUAAAUUAUCAUUUUCGUACAAAUUUAUUGAUAGUAAACGAUCGUUAAGUACAGAAGUUACCGUGGUGCGGCCCUCCAGUAAUCUCAAUUUAAAAGGUUCAAUAUUUUACCAGCAAAUGGGAGAUCAUUUUAAUUGCAAGCUUUCGGUGAAUUCUAACAAUAAAGAGGUUGCCGUAAGCUUGGCUUUUUCCCAUCCGCGCACCACUCUCGAACAAAUUAAGGCCGAUCUAAACAUUACCGUGCCAUCCUACAAGCCGAUGAUAUUGAUAUUCGAAUUGGAGGAAAAGCUGCCCAGAGAUUAUGUAACCAACAUUAACGCUAGCUGGUUCAGCGGCGACUCGGUGGUCGUAAGAGGAACUUAUCAGGAUAAAAGCGAUACAGCCACCGACCACAGGUUCAAAUUCAACAUACAGGACCCCUCCAAAACCUUGUUCGACGAAUUCGACGUCCAUCUCGUCUUUUACAAGAACAUCAGCAACUGGAUGUUUGAUUUUAAGGUAAAUAAGGACAAAUAUAUUGUGUUCAUUGAAAAAGAUGAAUCACCCCACCAAGUAAACACCAAUGCAAAAAUAAAAUAUAAAAAGCAGCUUUAUACUAUGAAUGCGAUUAUUUACUCUGGAGAGUAUAGAAGAGCCGAAAUCGAACUGAAAAUAGAUCAAUUACGCGAUAUUCAUUUUUUGGUUUCCCUUUAUAAUCAAAAAACUUAUAAAGCCAUAGAGUUUGAUAUUAAAUGGGACGCAAACCGGGACCCCACGCAAAAACUAUUGUUAACCGCUAAUUUCAGCCAAAUCGCGCAAUACAAUCAGGUAUCAGAUUUUGUCAUGAGCUAUCCUGGACGCACAAUCCUCGGCAAAUACGAAUUCUUUCUCGACCGAGGGAAAAUUGACGCUUUAGCAAGUAUAUCCUGGGAUGACGACAAAUCCUUAGGAUUUGACUUGUUAAUUGUUAGUCAACAUCAAAAAGGGUUCAGCGUUAAUUUGGACCUAAAAGUGAUCACUCCUUUCGAGUCUUGGAGAAUUAUGAUGAUAAAAGCCAAGUUCGAGCAUUUGCGAAAUAUGUAUCUGUUAAAUGGCGGUGUAACAUGGGACCACAGGCAGAAAAUAGAAGUCAACUGUUUCGGCGAUCGUUACGUAACGCCUUUUAGCUCCAACUAUAACUAUACAUUCAAACUGGACAGCACACUGCGUAACAUACCGAGCGUGGCGACUAAAAUAAUACAUUAUCAGAACUCUUCAACGUUAAAUUCAAAUUUGCAUUUUAAGUAUAAUCCCGAAUUCGAAAUUGAUGUGGACAGCAAAUGGAGCAAAGUCGUAGAUAACAUCAACACAAAUUUAACCGGAACAGUGUUUCUGAAAACUCCAUUCAGAGGCUUAAAUACAGGUGUCUUAAUCAGCAAAAUUUACUUCACCGAUCAGAAGUAUGUAAGAGGAAUCGCCGAUUUAAAUUUAGAUAACAAAAAAAAAGUUCUCAUCAAUUUGGAAGGGCGCUUUAGGAAAUUUACCAACAGUAAACUAAUUGUGAAUGUAACAGCGGAUGAUGAAGAUUAUCAGGCACGCUUUAUUAUAUCCGAAGAGAAGCGACAUUUUGUUGCGCAAGCCGUUCUGCCAAACAGAACUCUCGGAACGGAAUUAUUACUGCAAAUGCACAGUUUAAGCGAUUUCGAUAUUAAAUUCACUCUUGACACGCCAAUUCAGUUCAUACGAAGUGUCUUGAUUGUUGCUAGACUACAGCCAGGAGAUGCAGACUUUCGUCUUGGCUGGAACUUUCUGGUGGUGGGAUUCUCAGGGGUUUGGCAUUAUGUUAAUGUUACAGACUUCGAAUACACAUACAAGAUUUACACUCCUUUAGAAGGUUUUGAAGAAAAUGGUGUAGUUGGUAAACUUAUCUGCCAAGAGGGUUUAGACUUAGAAGUUUCUAUUAAGUUAUAUAUCCAUAAGUUGGGACUUAAAUUGCGCGGCAAACCGAAACCGAGACCUUUGAAAGAGCUCGACAUCAAAAUCGAGGAAAUUUACGGAACAAGACUGGAAAAAAACAUAAAGGGCGAGAAGGAAACUAAAGAACCCAUUAGUUGGGCGGGCUUGGUAGAAAUUGACGUCAUCACUUACCCUACCAUUAAAGGAAAAUUGGAGAUCGACCAGCAUGGGCCUUUUUAUUCUCUACGUUCGAAAAUGUAUUUCCCCGGCGGAAAAACCGUCAUACUCCACGACGAUUUCGAAUAUCACGACAUGCUGAAAAUGAAAAACGUAUUAGAAAUACAAACCCCAUACGAGGAUUUCAAACAAAUCAACUCCAACGUCAUUAUCUACGUCGUAAGAAAUGAAACGUAUCUACUGGACGCCAAUUUCGACUAUCAAAACAAGACGAAAAUAAUAAAGACAAGUUUCUUAGCAAAAUACUUAUCUGAGACAAAGGAGGUUAACGAAUCGAGACUAAACGCUACUUUAAAAAUUGUAACACCCUUUAAUGCUUUACCUAAAUUGGAUGCUUGUGCCGAGUAUGAAAGUGAAGAGAACUUUUACAGAGCCAGAGUUUCAGGAAGUACUCUGGGUAAUUAUUUAGACUUUGAUGUCACCGAAGAAAUCGAAAACGAGCUAACCGAAAUUAUUGGAAACCUCAAAGUCAAAACAAAAUCCUACUACAUCCCUCCAGUGUAUGUAAAUGUCAAAAAACAUUUUACAGAAAUUGAUAACGGCAUAGCAGUAAGAAUUAGUUGUCCCGAACGUCUUAAAAAAGAGAUUUAUUUGAACACAUCAUGGUUAAUAAAAUCAGAAAUGAAAUUCCGAACUUUGAUAACGUUGGAGUCGCCGUUUUCCGGGUUGGAGAACAUAACCGGAGGAAUUGAUGUGCAUAUAGGGGAUUACAAGUCAAACAUAUGGGCUGCAAUAUAUUUAAAUCCUGUUACAAUUCAAAUUUCAUCAUCACUAAUUGAUAAUGAUUUGCAAAUUAAUUCUACUUUGGAUCUAAAUAGAAAGCGGAUACCGAUUAACGUGGUUUGUAAAUUUUACCCGGAUACCAAUGGUUUAAAACACUUAAACGGCACGUUACAGUUAAAAAAUAAAUUAUUUAAUAUAACUGGACACAUGCAAUUUAAAUCGAAAAUUCCCGUUAAUGUUUCUGUUCAAUUAAGGCCAGUCGACGGAACGGAUACCCUAAAAUUACAAUAUGAAAUUCAGCAAGUUUCAACUGGCUACAAAUUAGCAGGGACAGUACAGCGUUCGGAUAAAAUGACCGAAUUUGAUGCGACCACCGCUGGCAGUGAUAUAUUCAACUGGAAAUGUUCGUUUAAGGUGCGACCUCCAUCCAAAAAGGAAUACAUCAUGCAUGCAGAAGCUAUAGGGAAUGAGGACAGUAAAAACUUGGCUGUUAAUCUAACAACACCAAUUCCCAAAUUGGAAACGCCCAAAUUUGGACUGUCGCUAUUGAGCAACGGCUUGCGAAAAACUAUUAACGGCUAUUUCGAAUUGCCGGAGUCGAAGGGUGGAGUAAACAUAAAUUUAAUUUGGGUGGUAUUAGAAAACAUGAUGGUUAAGGUUAACGCACAUUUUAAGAACAGCGAGCUGGAGAAAAACUCUCAUUUAGACUUUAGCUACUUGAAUCCAAAUAAGGAAUACAAGAGCAUGCAAAUUGGCGCUGACGUCAAUAUUGACAAAUUCUGGGAGGGAGGCUCGAAUGUAACUGUUCACGUGCCGUCGAGUGCUAACGUGGAUUUACAAGCUCACAUCAAACUUCCAAGCACUCCAAAAGACGUCCAUAGCCUUUCUACUAGCAUGAGUUAUGGGAGUAAAUUUAAAAACAUUAAUUAUCAAGCGAAAUAUCGCACCUCGCAGACUAAUAAGAAAUAUGGCUCCUCAGGACAGAUAAAUAUUCGAAAUGAAGAAGAUCUAAGUGGCGAAAUUGAAGUCGAAUGGGACGGCAAAAUGUAUAAUAACUUUGCCAACUUAAAAAAACCCAAAGGUGCAUUUGAUUUAAUUUACAAAUUAAAAACUCCCAAGCACAAAGAUCAAAAUCUCUUCGUCGGCCUUUUCAAUUUCAAAACUCUGGACGAUCGUUAUAAUGUAAGCGGUGAGGCGUUUUAUCCAGAGAACAAAUCUGUCGCCUACGGAACAGUUAAUUACAAAGAAUUAGGCAAUAUGCAUGGAAUGCUUAACAUCUCCCUGCAAUACAAAAAAAUUAAGCACGCCGGAGCCCGCUUCAAUACGGAAACCUCAGCUGCCGUCUAUAAUCGAUACCUUAAAGUAUUUUGGAACAAUGAUUCAGCUACUUUGGAUGGAAUAUGCAAUAUUGUUCAGGGGCAGGAAAAAUCGGAAACCAAAGGCAGAUUUAAUCUCACACUACCUUUGAACACUACCCACAUCGUUCUGGUCGACUUCAAUUAUGACAAAGCAGAGGUGGAGAGCGUAGGAGCGGCGAACGUGCAUUACAAUGGCGACAAAGUGUUGGUUGGAAAAUACAAAUGUGUCGGCGAGAGACGUGAACAUUUUAAUAAGAAAACAAUCGUGGUCGAAUUAGAGAACGACAGAUUCCCAAUAGGAGCGCACUACGUUCACGGUACAGCGACGGAACGGCAACAUGGAACCGAAAUGGAAGGAAACUCGGAAAAGCAGGCAGCAGGGGAACGCUUGAAUGCUCCUGCUGUGGUAAAUGACAGCAAAUAUUUGAAUUUAUUUAAUCUAAAGAAUGCCUCAAAGUUCAACGUUACGGGAGAGUUGAAAAUAUCGACUAGGACAAGCGGACAGGACUAUUUCGUAACAGUUACUCAUUUAAAUCGCACGGCAAAGUUCUGGAUGGAUUAUGACGUGCUAGCUAGGGAGUACAAACAGCAUGGCCGCAUGGAAUUGAGUCCCACUAUUUGGAUAGAUUACGAUCUGAAUCUCCUAAACAGAACCGUGGACCAGACGUUCGAUGCUCAACAAAUACAGAUCAACGUUUCGUAUCCUCGUAGAAAUUUCACGGCGCAAAGCUUUUAUAACAUAAGUGAUUCGAUUGUAUCCACGGAUGUCUCUCUUAUGUUGGACAAAGACAACAAAACUGUACAGGCAGGAGUGGACUGGAUAAGAGCCUCGCCAAACAAAGACCAAAUUCAUUUGACAUUAAAGCAUCCCUCCUUCGAACGAGACGUAACAUUGUUGGGUGAGUAUGGUUAUAACGCGAGUUCCGCUGAUGUGGGUGUAAUCGUAAACUAUUCAAAUAAUCCCGAUCAGACAGUGUCUUUGAAGGGAUCUCUUGGCGAUAAAUCAAACAGCUUUACUUCAAAUUACACAUACAUGCUCGAAGCGGAACAUGCAGCCACUUCUCUGUCACUUAAAACAUUCGGUGAUUUGUAUUGGAAUAACGAGGGCUACGGCACUGAACACUUAACGUUCUAUAAAAGAACUUAUUUGGCUAUGAGUGAGGCUGUCACUUUUGCCAAAGUCAACUUUACCCACCACACCAUCGAACUUAAAAACGAGAACAACGUAGCUGGAUUGUCUUAUUUAUGGGGUAGAUAUGGUGGAAAGUUUCCUGUUUAUACUGCUAACAUAUCUGCCACACACGGAAUUAACGACACUUCAGGCGAAUUCUACCUCAACUUAAAAAAAAAGUUACUCUAUCUAGAUUUUAAUAUGACAAGAGACGGGUCGCAGAGCCUGCAUGUGCACGGUCUAAUCCCGGACGCCCGGAGCGCGAUAUUUGACAUUUGGCGCAAAUACGAGGAUAUCAGAGUGUCGGACCUAUCUUACUACCUACGACUGAAUCACUCGAGAUUAAUUACGUCCAGUUUGUUAUGGAGGAAGGAAGCUGUCUCCGACGUACAGAAUGGAAUAAGAAACAGCUUUGGAGUGUUUUACAACGAUUCUCUAAAGUCUAUUAAUGAAACUCAACAAUAUGUUAUUGCGCAAAGUUUAGAUGCGCUCCACGAUAUUUGGUUAGAUGCAAAACCUCUCGUUAAUAAUUUUCUAGAGGAUUUAAGGAAUCUGACUGUAAUUGCGGAUGAUUUCGAGGAAUUCAAAAAGUUUUUAAAUGAGUCCUAUCAAAAGAAUGAGUUUUACAUAAAAGACAUCGCAACAGUUGUUAAUACAAUAUUCGAUGAAUCUCUCAAGUCGCGACUUUCCUCCUUGCCGAAAAUCGUGCAAGAAAUAUGGGAAGUGAUGGGCUCAUCAGCCGAGAAAAUCAACAAGACCAUCAAAUGGGCCGUCGAAAAGCUAAAAACAUACUACACCGAGACUGCAGACUUUGUAAAGAAACUCAUUUACGGCGAUCCGAUAGAACAUUUAACGAAUCUGCUCAAAACACUCGUCGAAAAAUAUGACGAGUACAUCAAAAGUAUGCAUGUCGCUGUAAUACAGUACAUGGAGAAAAUUUGGUCGCAAACGUACUUGCUCAUUGUUAACCACUGGCACAAAUUUUUACGGGACUUGGAACCCACCUUCUUGAAAAUCAUACACUACUUGGAAUCCAUUGUUUGGAGCACCGGAAAAGAGUUCCUAGAUUUUCUCUACAUCCGCAAAACUGAAAUCAUUGGGAAUCCGUAUUUCGCGAAGCUCUCGAAUUUCACUCAGGACGUUGAUAAGUUCUACCGCGAUAUAACCGGAAACAACACAAUAUCAAGUAUUUACAAGUACACGAAAAUAGCGUGGAACUUUUUGAAGGAAAAGUACCUUAACAAUGUGCCGUUCGCGAAAGAGGUGAAGGCAGUCAUUAGCGAAAUAAUCUGGGAAGUCGCUGAAUUACAAAAUAUACCGGCUGUUAAAUACCUUACCAGCAAAUGGAACGAGUCAUACGAAUUUGUGAGAUACUACUACGAAUAUUUCGUGAUAGAAAGCAACUUGCACAAAGUUUUUACUACCGUUUAUUUCAAACUGACUGAUAACACCCCAACAGCUCUGGAAACUGAUAAUAAGCAGCGCAAACCUAAAACCAAAUUCAUAUUUGAACCCAAUGAUGGCGUCAUGCUGCUGGAACAAAAACUACCCAUGUCUUGGCAUGCGUUUAACGAAACGCCCAAGUAUCAAGAAAUCCCAGAAAUAAAGGCCUUAUACGCGUUAAAGGACUAUUUCUCGGUUAGUGAACUGUCAUUCUGGAACUUCUAUAACAAUUACCGUCAAUACACGGACCCUAGUGACUGGAUGCCCCCGUUUAAAGGACAGGCCAUGCUUAUUGGAAACAAACAUUACGUCACUUUUGACAGAAAAUAUUACGAUUUUCAGGGAGGGUGUACGUAUCUUUUAGCGACAGAUUUAAGAGAUGGAAAUUUCACUUUACUCGCGUCCUACGACGUCACCCAGAAUACGAACGAGUUUUUGCUUAUUGUCAAUAAAACUGUUCUUUAUAUUAAUGUAUUCGAUGAUACCGUUCGUAUUGGCAAUUCCGGAAUGGCAGAUCAUUUACCAGCAGAUAUUGGCCAUGCAUAUGUAUACCGAGAGGCGGACAUUUUAACCGUCGAAAGUCCUUUGGGUUUUGUACUCAAAUGCAACAUGAAAUUCCAUAUUUGCACACUUCAAUUGUCCGGCUGGUAUUUCGGAAAAACCGCAGGCCUUUUGGGAACGUUGAAUAAUGAACCGUCCGACGAUCUACUUCAAUCGAACCAAACAAAAGCCAAAGACAAUCAAAUAAACACAUUCGCGCAAAGCUGGACGGCCAAUCAAAACUGCCGCACCGCACAUCAACCGACGAAAAAAAUUAUCGACCCGAUGUUCAAACCUUUGUGCGAGAGUUUUUUCCAAAGCAAGCAGUCCGAUUUGGAGAACUGCUUCUCCAAAAUACCAGUGGAUCCUUUCUGGAACAUGUGCCUAGAGAGCACUAGUGAAACAGAGGCCUGCUCUUCAGCGGUGGCUUACAUCGAAGUAUGCGGCUUUCAAGACGUACCUUUAAGAAUACCUGACACAUGCGUAAGAUGCGAUCUUUUUAAUGGCACGCAAAUAAAGGAGGGUAGAACGGUCCGUUUGGGCCCCGACCAAAUGGAAAGAAGCGCGGACAUCGUGUUUAUAGUCGAGGCUAAGCAAUGCAACAACAACAUUAAAAGGACGAAAAAUAUCGACACGAUCAUAGAGUCGCUCGACAAGGAGCUCAACGAGAACAACAUCACCAACAACAGAUAUUCUCUGGUCGUUUUUGGCGGCAAAGGUGUCUACGAUCAGCCCAGGAGUGUGGCGGUUAAUGGCAAAAUGUUCAGCGAUCACAAAAACUUCGGGAAAUAUUUCGAAAAUAUUCCCGUCGGCAACGGUAAUCAGGAUGUGUUCGAGGCUCUCCUCUACGCCCGCGACCUCGUCCUCCGUCCUGGAGCAUCUAAAUCUUUCAUACUCAUACCUUGCAGCAAAUGCGACGAAAGUAAAAUGAUGGAUGACUAUUCAACAGUCCACUACCAACUAUUCGAGUCCUCCGUCUCGUUGCACAUUAUUAUGCAUGCCGAGUUUUCUCAGAAAAAGGAUAAGGAUAACAAAGUUUUCGGAAUUGAUAGUACUUUUGCCUAUUCAAAGAGAGACGUGAGAUCUGAGGGUGACACUGCAUUGAGAAAAGACACUAAUUUGCCGAAAUCGGCUUUGGGCAUUUGUACUCCACUGGCUCUGGAAAUGAACGGAUCAAUAUUUACUAGUAAAUAUUUGGAUAAAAAGUACUCGAAGCGAUUAUCCACGGUGUUCUCGAGACGAGUGGCGAAAUCUGCGGAGCCAAAAAGUUGCAUGGACUGCGAGUGCACAGGCUCGAAUUCAGGUGUUUCAUUUAUGGAGUGCAUCUUGUGUAGAGGCUAACUUUAUAUAUUAGAGACGACACCGCACUGAAAUGGUUUAUUUCUUUUCAGCGAUCGGAUCAAUUCCAGACACUGUGUGGAAAGCAAAAUAAAAGGAAUAAAAACCUUAAAAGAAAUCUCUAGUUUACUUAACUUAUCGUCGUUAUUUAUAAAUUACUUACAUUUUAAUAAUAAGUUAUUUGUUAGUUAUAUUGCGUAAAAAAGGGUAAAGUAAAUUAUAAUACGUUUAGGCAAAGCUAAAUGAAAUAUAAGGAUAUUAUAUAUAAAUAAACAGCAAAUUGUUCCAUUGAAAAGGGUUGUUUACUGACAAUAUAGGGGGUUGAAUUUGUUUGUUGCUCACUUAUUAAGUACAGUUGGUUAUAAAUGCGUUUUACCCCUUUUUAACAUGAUUCAUUUCAUCUUGUUCGUAAGAGAUUUGUGCUAGAGUGCUAAUACGAUUUUACACUUAUUUUGCUAAAACGUUUCUACCUUACUCAUCACAUUAUCAGAUUUUGUAAAUACAUAUUUUUUAUAAACCA
This is a messenger RNA of Brassicogethes aeneus, 13038 nucleotides long. NCBI's taxonomy places the organism in Eukaryota, Metazoa, Arthropoda, Insecta, Coleoptera, Nitidulidae. The record is from the annotation of a GenBank genome assembly.